Molecule: messenger RNA, 4590 nt
Organism: Penicillium argentinense
Lineage: Eukaryota; Fungi; Ascomycota; Eurotiomycetes; Eurotiales; Aspergillaceae
Exons: 18
Coding region: 1-4590 (1529 amino acids)
Biological process (GO): siRNA processing
Cellular component (GO): cytoplasm; RISC complex; nucleus
Molecular function (GO): DNA binding; RNA binding; ATP binding
Source: RefSeq, a predicted model, not a curated record
AUGCAGCCCAACAUCAUCCUCUUCCUCUUUGAUCACUUUCUCACAUAUAUCACAUUUCAUCACUUUCUAAAACAAGAAUCAUAUCGGAGAUCCCAGUCGAUUACACCAUCUGCGAGGAAUGAUCACACCUUCUCUCCUCACUUCCACAAACUCGAGCUUGCUAUGCAGCCUUCUUCGGAGCCACAAAAGGGCCCAGCACCAGAUACCAUGGCAUCGGCCGACCAAGGCGCCGCCAUUUCCGACAAUUCCGAUAGUGAAGAGAAUCAGAUUUCCGUUCCAGUGGCUUCGGAGAACCGAAAAGCUCAAAAUGCCCAGUUUGAAGCUCUGCUGAGCGAACAUGCGGUCCGGAACUCCAGUGCGACGGCCAAGUCUAAAGCAGCCAACCGACCAGAUCAUGAGCUUGCCAUUGCGUCUCUGCUGGCUAAACACGACCCGAACGCCCGCAGUUUAGACCCCCGAGCGUACCAGAUUGAGCUGUUUGAGCGAGCAAAGCUUCAGAAUACUAUUGCAGUUCUCGACACAGGCUCAGGAAAAACCCUCAUCGCGGUUUUGCUACUGAAGCAUAUUCUCCAGCAGGAGCUGAUAGAUCGGGGUAACGGCAAGCCUCAUCGGAUUGCCUUCUUUUUGGUCGAUAGCGUGACCCUUGUUUUUCAGCAAUCCGCUGUUUUGCGCAAUAACAUUGACCAAAGUGUGGGCCACUUCUUUGGCAGCAUGGGAGUGGACCUCUGGGACCAGCAAACCUGGGACCAGCAUUUCACCCGAGAACAUGGUCAUAGCCAGAUCAACCUCUUGAUCUUUGAUGAGGCGCAUCACACCAAGAAAGAUCAUCCCUAUGCACGCAUCAUUCGCGACUCGUACCAGGGCGCGGACCCUACAAUGCGCCCUAGAAUUUUUGGCAUGACAGCUUCUCCCAUCGAUGCCAAGGGCGAUAUCGCAAAAGCGGCAAUGAAGCUAGAGGAUCUUCUGGACAGCCAGAUAGCAACGACAGCGAACCUGGAAGCUCUGCUACAAAUCGUGAGGCGGCCGAUGGAGGAGAUAUGGACAUACUCCAACCUCAACGCUCCCUUUGAAACAGACCUGUUUCGGCUCAUGAAAAAUACGGUUGGAGCAAGCGCCGAGCUGGGAAGAUGGUGUGCUGAUUAUGUGUGGACACACGCCCUGGCGGAUGAGGUUAUCCCCAAGCUUCAGGCCAAAAUCGGUAAGAACUCGGGUUCCGACAGUGAGGCACCGGGGAAAAUCGAGAAAGACAUCAAGCGCAUACAAGAGGCAAGUGAUCUUGUGAAAACUUACGAGCUCAGCAACCCACGAGAGCCAGGACAACUUAGUCCGAAAGUCGAAUGUCUACUCAGGAAGUUGACGCAGCACUUCAGCAUGUCAAAAGAUAAGAAGUGCAUAGUGUUUGUCAAGAGGAGAAAUACGGCCAAAGUGAUGGCACGCCUUUGCGACAUAAUGAACAUUCCUAACCUCCGCCCCGGCGUCUUGGUUGGUGUUCAAAACUCUGACGUUACAGGAAACAUCACAUUCCGCGACCAGUUUCUCGUGUUGAUCAGAUUUCGACAAGGGUCAGUUAAUUGUCUUUUUGCAACAUCGGUCGCCGAAGAAGGACUCGACAUCCCCGAUUGCAAUCUCGUCGUCAGAUUUGACGUUUACGACACCCUCAUUCAAUACAUCCAAAGCAGAGGUCGUGCUCGACAUGCCGACUCGACGUACGCGACCAUGACUGAGCAAGGGAGAAAGGAACAGCAGCGGCGGUUACAAGAAGUGCGAGAAAAUGAGAUGCGUUUCUUCUUCCAAAAUCUCCCCGAGAACAGAUUGAUCUACGGAGAUGAUCACGAUUUGGAGAGAAUAAAAGAGCAGAGAGAGGCAGAGCGCUUUUUCGAGAUAGACAUUUCGGGUGCAAAAUUGACAUAUCCCCAUGCCAUGGACAUCCUGGCACGGUAUGCCCAGUCACUGCAAUACGAGAGCGAUAUUUCGACAGAAGUCACGUACUUUAUCAUUCCAAUCAACAAAUGCUUCAUUUGCGAAGUGAUCCUGCCUGAGAAGUCACCUAUUCGAGGCGUCACUGGAAAGCCUGAGUCGAGGAAACUGAGAGCCAAGCAGUCAGCCGCGUUUGAUCUUUGUGUGCUCCUCCGAAGGAAUAAGCUGCUAGAUGAGCACUUCUGUUCGAUCUACCAGAGGCGUCUACCCGCAAUGCGAAACGCAAAACUGGCAAUCGUGUCGAAGAAAACGAAUCAAUACACCAUGCGCUGCAAACCAUUAAUAUGGAGUCUAGAAGAGGAAAGGAACCCUGAGCUAUUGUACGGAAUGGUCAUGAGCUUCAGGCCUUCGCAGAAACUGAUUCGUGAGCAUGGCGAUUUAAUGCUCUUAACCCGAAAGCAACUUGUGGAAUUCCCGGAAUUCCCUGUCUAUGUGGAAAACGAUACAGAGACCCAUGUUCGGACCGUGGGUCUUAGACCGGUUCUUUCGAUCAAUUACCAGGAGCUGAUGCAGUUGACCAAAUUCACCACUUCGGUCUUCAGUGACCUCUUUCAGAAAAGCUUCGAUCCAACCCCAGAGAAGUUUCCUUAUUGGCUUGCGCCGGUGAAACCGGGCAUCGGAGAAGUGACGUGUACUUCUGUACCCAAGAAAGUGAUUGACUGGGAUACACUGCGUUUCGUUUAUGAAAAUCCUGAGUUGAGCUGGUCCAAGAACAUGGGGCCAGAGUAUCUCUUGAACCAGUUUUUCUAUGACCCCUGGGAUGGCAGAAAGCGAUACUUUCCACUCGCCAUUGACACAAGCCUACGUGCAUCCGACCCUCCUCCAGCCUGGGCGCCCCAGCGAAGGUGGAUGAAAGACAUCGUGAACUACACUCUUAGCCUCUCCAAAAAUUCCCGACCAAAGUUUCUGGAACAAUGUGAUUGGGACCAGCCAGUACUUCGAGUCGAGCACAUUUCCUAUCGACGGAAUUUCCUUGAUAGGGCAACUGAAGGAGAAAAGUCAGAAAGUUCAAUCUGCGCUGUUUGCCCCCAGCCUUUGAGAAUCUCCCCUAUCCCCGUUCGCAUCGUGACUUCAUGCUUGGCUUUUCCAGCAAUCAUCACAAGGUUAGAAGCGUACAUGAUUGUUCGAGAAGGAUUUCAAUCUUUGGGCUUGGAUAUGAGACUUGACCUCGCCCUUGAGGCUUUCACCAAGGAUUCUGACAACACUGAGGAUCACCGAGCCCUGCAGAUCCAUGUACAGCGAGGCAUGGGCAAAAACUAUGAGCGACUGGAGUUCUUAGGAGACAGUUUCCUGAAAAUGGCAACAUCUAUCUCACUAUUCUGUCAAAAGCCUGAUGAUGACGAAUAUGACUUUCACGUGAACCGGAUGUGUUUGAUUUGCAACAAAAACAUGUUUAAUGCUGCUAUCAAGAUGGGACUCUAUGAGUACAUUCGCAGCCGCGGUUUCUCAAGACACAACUGGUAUCCUCCUGGUCUCCAGCUUCUCCGAGGCCGUGACUACAUCAGGCAUCUUGUCACAGAAAGCUCCCAUAACCUCGCAGAGAAGACCAUUGCAGAUGUUUGCGAGGCGUUGAUAGGAGGUUCGAUGCUUUCUGGUGGCAAAGAGAACCGCUUCGACAUGGCCGUGAGAGCAGUCAGUGUUUUCGUGAACAGUACCAAUCAUGCAGCAGACUGCUGGGGAGACUAUCGUAUAACUUAUACAAAGCCGGCGUACCAGACCAAAGUUGCUGAUGGGUUCGAGAAUGAUCUCGCCCAGAAAAUUUUCGAGCGGCUAGGUUACAGGUUCAAAUACCCGCGACUGCUACGAUCUGCAUUUACCCAUCCGUCCUAUCCACAAGCGUGGGCCAAGGUGCCAUGCUACCAGCGACUGGAAUUUCUGGGAGACGCUUUGUUGGACAUGGUGUGCGUGGAGGACAUCUUCGAAAGAUUCCCGGAUAAGGAUCCGCAAUGGCUAACUGAGCACAAGAUGGCAAUGGUGUCAAACAAGUUUCUUGGGGCCUUGGCCGUCAAGCUAGGGUUCCAUCGACAUCUACAACAUUUCAGCGCGCCUAUUCAGGCGAAUGUAACGCAUUACGCUGAAGAUAUCCAGACCGCGGAAGCUGAAAGCGAGGGAGCGAUGGACUACUGGCUGGGCACAAAGGAUUCUCCCAAAGUAUGCCUGCCUGACAUGGUCGAGGCUUAUAUUGCGGCCAUCUUCGUCGAUUCCGACUUCGAUUACAAAGUCGUCGAAGAGUUCUUCAUCACCUACGUCAAACCAUACUUCGUGGAUAUGUCACUGUACGACACAUUCGCCAACCGACAUCCGACAACUUAUCUGCACAAUCAGCUGACCAAUAUCUACGGCUGCACGAAUUAUUGCCUCAAGUCUGGUGAGCUCCCUGGCAUAGACGGAGACGCACCACGUAUUCUUGCCGCUGUUCUGAUCCAUGGCCACUCCGUCGCGGAAGCAGUUGCAUCUUCAAGCCGAUACGCGAAAGUCCGAGCGAGUGAACGUGCACUGGCGGCGAUCGCGGGGCUGUUGCAGACCGACUUCCGUCUUAAAUUUUUUUGUGAUUGUCGGCCUCCAUCUGAGUCCGAAAGGAUGAAGACAGAACACGUUGGAACUGCGAUUUGA